AUGAAAGAAAUUAGAGAAGUUUGGGGUUCCAAUGUUGAUUCAGAGCUGCAGUUCUUUGAUCAGUGUUUAGAGCGAUUUAAUUUCCUUUCUUUUGACACUGAGUUUCCGGGUUUUCUUCAAAACACUCCCCGAGAUGCGCCAGAGUCUCUACGCUACAGUGAUUUGAAAUUUAAUGUGGAUUUGAUGAAGCUUAUCCAGCUGGGCAUCACACUUUCAGAUGGUAAGGGUAAUAUAUGUUGUACAUGGGAGUUUAAUUUCAGUGAUUUUGAUUUGGAGAGAGAUCUACAUUCCGAAGGAUCGAUCGAUCUUUUGAAGAACUGUGGAAUCAACUUCGAAAAGAUCAGAAAGUAUGGGGUUUCAAGCGAAGUUUUUGUGCCCAAAUUCUUGCAUAUUUUGUCAAGGCACAGAAAUAUAAAGUGGGUGACUUUCCAUGGCCUCUAUGAUUUGGCCUAUGUUCUGAAACUGUUAAUGAACAAACCUAUGCCAAGAUCUUUAUUUGAGUUUUUGGAAGUGGCGUCCAUGGUAUUCGGGUGUGUGUUCGAUAUAAAAUUCAUGGCGAAACACUGUAAUGGGUUACUGGGUGGUGAGAUUGGAUUGAAUAAAGUGGCGAAAAUAUUAGGCGUCGAGAGAAAAGGUGCAGCUCACAACGCUGGUUCUGAUAGUUUCCUCAUUGCCACUAUUUUUGCAAAAGUGAACAUGAUGCCCGGGUUUCAAGAAAGAGAUUUUAGUGGAUGUUUAUACGGUAUCAGUUCUCGUAUUGGAAGACUUAUGGAGAUGGUUCUUCCUUGCUAUUCUCAACUUAUGGUUGUAGCUCCGGCCAGGCCUCCUCAAGCAGUCAUCUUUUGUCCACGACUAGUUAUUUGUCCACUUCCAGUUAUUUGUCCUGCAACGGUGACCAUUCUAUAUAACGUAUGA
Mangifera indica (mango) is the source of this 915-nucleotide messenger RNA. RefSeq names its product putative CCR4-associated factor 1 homolog 8. The transcript has a single exon. The record is from RefSeq and is a predicted model, not a curated record. Gene Ontology annotation, molecular function: poly(A)-specific ribonuclease activity; nucleic acid binding. NCBI's taxonomy places the organism in Eukaryota, Viridiplantae, Streptophyta, Magnoliopsida, Sapindales, Anacardiaceae. Gene Ontology annotation, cellular component: P-body; CCR4-NOT complex; CCR4-NOT core complex. Bases 1 to 915 code for a protein of 304 amino acids.